Molecule: messenger RNA, 2560 nt
Organism: Austrofundulus limnaeus
Lineage: Eukaryota; Metazoa; Chordata; Actinopteri; Cyprinodontiformes; Rivulidae
Gene: ndr2
Product: nodal-related 2
Cellular component (GO): extracellular region
Molecular function (GO): cytokine activity; growth factor activity
Source: RefSeq, a predicted model, not a curated record
AAACAAAUAGCAGAAACCUUCAUUGUGGGAUGUGGAAUUAUAGGAGCAGGACCAGUAAACCCAGCAGCUCAUUACCAACUGAAAGGAUGACGAGCUGUCAGGUAGCAAGGCGCGAGGACGCACGUCAGCUUCCUUUAAUGUUCUCAGYAAGGUGUAAGUGAAACUGGGGUGGGUGAGGGUUUAUAUAUAUGUGUGUGUAUAAAGAGAAGGGGCAGAGCCCUUAAUCUUCCCCGUUGGAGGGAUGUUGUCCUGAGAGCAUGACGCGCUCACUCGGAGCUCCUCUGGGCGUCGCGCUGCACGCAUCGCUGCUGCUGGCGCUGCUGGCUCAUCAUGGCGCUCAGAGACCCGGAGACGAGGGGGGUUUGAGGUCCCCGCACAGCCUCUCCGGCCCCGAGCGACCGGCCGGGUACCACCAGCACCUGCCGUUCUACAUGAUGCACCUUUACAGGAACUUCAAGGCGAACCUCUCCAGGCCUUUGGAUGAUCUGGAGCGAGACGCGUCGAAGCGCGCGGACACGGUGAAGAGUUUGAUGGCGAAAAAUUUGACGUACAAACAUGAGCGCUGGGUGGUGACCUUUGACCUCCAUGUCCUUCUGGCUGACAAACACAUCCAAGCAGCCGAGCUGAGAAUCAAGCUUCCUCGGUCCCAGAAUGCUUCUGGCAUCAACGUGGAGGUGAGUCACCUGGAGCAGGAGCCCGUGGGGCUGCUCACCGAGUCGUCUUUAGUCACGUCAUCACAAAGCUGGAAGGUGUUCAACGUGACCGGUCCUCUCUUGGGCUGGCUUCGGCAAAACUCCACAGGAUUUCAAAAUAAAAGUACGCCAAGACAAAGGGCGGGGACGAAGCAAAUGCUAGGCCUGUCUGCUCCCCAUCAGCCUGGUUUCGUUGCGAGUUCCAAAAAGGUGCAGAACGUGAGCGACCAGGCGCUGCUGGUCGUCUUCUCACACAUGGGAUCUGGUGAAAACUCGAAGGCCAAAGCGAGCUUGCUCCACACAGCGGAACAAUCCAAGUUCUUGUCCCCCGCUGAAAUCAAAAGGGUUCACUGGCCGAGGAGGCGCAGGAGCAAACGAGGCCACAAAGAGCAAACAGUGAGAAGCCCGCAGGUGCUCAAGAAAGGGGGCGAGAAGUCCGUCUGUCGCAGAGUGGACCUGGAGGUGGAUUUUAAUCAAAUCGGCUGGGCCUCCUGGAUCAUCUUUCCCAAAAAAUACAACGCUUACCGCUGUGAAGGUUCCUGCACUGGUCCUCUGGGAGAAGACCUAAAUCCAACCAAUCAUGCUUAUAUGCAGAGUCUGCUGAAACAUUACCAUCCCGAGCGAGUGGCGACGCCGUGCUGCGCUCCGACCAAAAUGAGCCCGCUGAGCAUGCUGUACUACGAGAACGGAGAAAUGCUCCUUCAGCACCACGAGGACAUGAUUGUGGAUGAGUGCGGCUGCCAGUGAUGCUGCAGCCACCUCAGAACGAGAACCUUUUCUGCAGAGUUGGAGUUUAAACACUGGCAGCUCAGAAAAAGUUUCAACUCAGCUUACAAGAAUUAGAACAUUAGUUGUAUUUCUAAUAAAAAAAAUGUUACACUGCAGAAUAAAAAAAGGUUGCUGUAAAUUAGGUAAGUCGUUUUUAUAAAAUAUAAAUAGAAUCCGUACAGCUAAUAUUUUUGCAGCAUAUUGUAAUUUAAUCACAAUGAGAGGGAGUUGAGCUCCUGCACCAUCUUUUAGUACUUUUUUAAAACUUUUAGUUUAAGGAACACUAAAAAAAAGACUUGACUGGAGAAGUUUUGAAUUCUGUUUAAUAUGUUCUCUGAGCACAAUCAAGUCUUUAACUGCAGUAUCUGUUUACCUUUAAACAAAGAAAAAGGAAAGCUGCAGGUUUGCUCAUUAUAUCGAGCUCUGCUUAAUGCAACUUUAAUAAAAAUAAUAAUAAUUUAGUGGAUAUGAAAAACCUAAAUGGUGGAACUUCAUGCUUAAAACAUUUCUGCAAUAACUGAAACUAUUCUCUGUUUUGUUUUGAACUAAAUCUCUCCAGAUUUAGCGUUAAAGCUUUUUGUCUUACUUUUAUCGAAAGCUUUAUAUUACACGAGUAAGAACUGCCCUUUUAUCCUUUGCUCACCUGGCAGCAGGUACACGCUGUGAAGAAACAAAAGUGAUUUCAGAAACAUAAAAAAACACUUAACAUUUAGUAAAAAAAAGGCUCUUUGAUAUUUUGUCAUCUUGCACUGUAAGAUUGCAUCUGAUCCAUGUGCCAGAACACAGCUUUAAAGGGAUAGUUCACAACUCUUGAAAUGGGAUUGUGUUACGACAGUAUGAACAUUGAAUAUCUUACCUGUUUUAGAUCGUUCAUUUGAACAGAUCUUAUUUUAUGAUGUAGGCUCUGUGUGUAAUGAGGACAUUUAUUUUUUUGAAGAUGUGCUGAAAUACACAUUUAUUAACAGCAUUAAGAUAUUGUCACAAUCCAACAUUGAUGUUUAUUUUUGGUAAAUGUUCAAUUUAUUUUGUGAAAACAUAUGCCAAUGUUGUUUAAUGUUUCAGCACUGUUUUUUUUAUAUAAAACUAUUACUGUAAACUAA